Molecule: messenger RNA, 1065 nt
Organism: Knipowitschia caucasica
Lineage: Eukaryota; Metazoa; Chordata; Actinopteri; Gobiiformes; Gobiidae
Source: the annotation of a GenBank genome assembly
AUGCUUCCUUUGUCGCUGCUGAAGACGGCCCAGAAUCAUCCCAUGUUGGUGGAGCUGAAAAAUGGUGAAACUUAUAAUGGACACUUGGUGAGCUGCGACAACUGGAUGAACAUCAACCUGCGAGAGGUCAUCUGCACGUCCAGGGAUGGAGAUAAGUUCUGGAGGAUGCCUGAGUGCUACAUCAGGGGCAGUACCAUAAAGUACCUGAGGAUCCCUGAUGAGAUCAUCGACAUGGUGAAGGAGGAGCUCCUGUCCACACAGCUCCUGUCCACACAGCUCCUGUCCACACAGCUCCUGUCCACACAGCUCCUGUCCACACAGCUCCUGUCCACACUGCUCCUGUCCACACAGCUCCUGUCCACACAGCUCCUGUCCACACAGCUCCUGUCCACACAGCUCCUGUCCACACAGCUCCUGUCCACACAGCUCCUGUCCACACAGCUCCUGUCCACACAGCUGUUCACGCAGCUCCUGUCCACACAGCUCCUGUCCACGCAGCUCCUGUCCACGCAGCUCCUGUCCACACAGCUGUUCACGCAGCUCCUGUCCACACAGCUCCUGUCCACACAGCUCCUGUCCACACAGCUCCUGUCCACGCAGCUCCUGUCCACACAGCUCCUGUCCACGCAGCUCCUGUCCACACAGCUCCUGUCCACACAGCUCCUGUCCACGCAGCUCCUGUCCACGCAGCUCCUGUCCACGCAGCUCCUGUCCACACAGCAGCAGCUCCUGUCCACACAGCUCCUGUCCACACAGCUCCUGUCCACACAGCUCCUGUCCACACAGCUCCUGUCCACGCAGCUCCUGUCCACGCAGCUCCUGUCCACACAGCUCCUGUCCACACAGCUCCUGUCCACACAGCUCCUGUCCACACAGCUCCUGUCCACACUGCUGAUCAGGCUGGUGCUGCUGAUGCUGGUCCUGCUCAUCAUCAGGCCCUGGCUCCUCUUCCACUGGCUCACAGAGAUCACCAUCGCUGACGCAGAUGUUGUGCAGGAUGGCGCAACAGGCAGUCACCUCGACUGCAAAGAUCGUGCCCGUGCAUGCCACGGGGCUUUAUUCUGA